AUGUGCGUCCCGCGCUGCUUCUUCCUCCCCCUCCUCCUCUUCCUCCUCCUCCUCCCGCUGUUGGCGGCCCCCAGCCCCGCAGUGGCCCCGUCGGGGCGGCCCCGUGCCCGCCGAGGGCUCACCUACCCCGGGACGCUGUGGUGCGGCGCUGGGAGCAACGCGGACAGCUACGAGCAGCUGGGUGAGCACCGUGACACCGACCGCUGCUGCCGUGACCAUGACCACUGCCAGCACGUCAUCCACCCCUUCACCUCCCGCUACGGUUACCGCAACCUGCGCUGGCACACCAUCAGCCACUGCGACUGCGACCGCCGGCUGAAGGAGUGCCUGCAGCAGGUGAACGACACGGCGUCGCGCGUGGUGGGACAGGCGUUCUUCAACGUCAUCCAGGUGCCGUGCUUUGAGUUUGCCUACAAGGAGGAGUGCGUGCAGCCGUACCUCUACGUGUGGUGCAGGGCGUACAACACGGUGGCCGUGGCGGUGCCCAAGGAGCCGGUGCUGUAUGAGUUUGGUGGGGAGCUCAUUGACAGGGCGGCGUGGCCUGGGGGGGAACCCCUGGAUCCCCCAGCUGUGAAAGCGAGGAAAAGGAUGAAGGAGAAGAGGAAGAAGGGGAAAAGUUUGAAGAAGAGCCCUUCUGGAAUUGGGGAGCUGAGCCACGCCGCAUCCAUCCCCCCCAUUCCCCCCAGCUCAGGGGGACAGGGCAGCAGGAAGAGGAGGAGGAAGGAGAGGAACAGAAAGAAGAGGCUGAAAAGCAACACUGAGGCAGCGUGA
Molecule: messenger RNA, 771 nt
Organism: Lagopus leucura (white-tailed ptarmigan)
Lineage: Eukaryota; Metazoa; Chordata; Aves; Galliformes; Phasianidae
Gene: PROCA1
Product: protein interacting with cyclin A1
Exons: 4
Coding region: 1-771 (256 amino acids)
Biological process (GO): arachidonate secretion; phospholipid metabolic process
Molecular function (GO): A2-type glycerophospholipase activity
Source: RefSeq, a predicted model, not a curated record